Messenger RNA from Aspergillus sclerotioniger CBS 115572, 2776 nucleotides. RefSeq names its product GTPase-activating protein RGD2. The record is from RefSeq and is a predicted model, not a curated record. Gene Ontology annotation, biological process: small GTPase-mediated signal transduction; cytoskeleton organization. NCBI's taxonomy places the organism in Eukaryota, Fungi, Ascomycota, Eurotiomycetes, Eurotiales, Aspergillaceae. The transcript has 5 exons. Gene Ontology annotation, molecular function: GTPase activator activity. Bases 127 to 2769 code for a protein of 880 amino acids. Gene Ontology annotation, cellular component: cell division site; division septum; cytoplasm.
CUAGAGUCGGUGACGAACGCCGCCCGUUUCCCCUUAGAUUCCGUUUCGCUUUAGGUCGUUCGCGCAUCAUUGGAAGCUGGCGCCAAUCAAUUCCCUGUCGAGGUCACUCUCCCUGGUCCCUUUAUAAUGCCUGGAUUCGCGGAUUCGUUUUGGACCCCAGACUACGCCGCAGGUCUGGGGGUGCUUUAUGGAAAACUUCAGCAGGGCGCCGUGGAGAACAAGCAGAUAAUUACUAUUGCUUCUAUGCGCGCAGAUGCGGAAGAGCAAUAUGGUCUCAAGUUGGGGGAUAUUGCGCCGACCGUUGAUCGGGUGACCGCAACGGGGUUUGGUAAGGAUGACGGGGCGAGCGUGAGAAAGGCGUAUGAAGGAGUUCGCACGGAGAUGGUUGAGGCAUCUAAAAACCACCAGAAGAUCGCGUCGAACAUCCGGGAGCUUGUCGUUUCGCCGUUCCGGCGUUGGUGCGACCAGCACGAAGCUCGAAUUCAAAAUUCCCAUGAUGAUCUCCAGGCCCGGAUCAAGGAGCACACUAAGCAGGUGGAACUGGUCAAGAAGCUACGGAGCCAUUAUUUCAACAAGUGUCGUGUGGUCGAAGAUCUGGAGGAAGAGAACAAACUCGCUUUCCAGGGUCCCGAGACGAGCCCAAAAAUCAAGCCUACUCCCAAAAUCGUGUUGCCGGAAGAGCAGGAGGAGGAGGAGCCAGUUGAGAUUGGCGAUCGAAUCUACCCUCCCGAGGACUUGAAGAAGCUCCUAACACAUAUGCUGGAUACUAUCAAGAUUGGCGAUGUCAAGGUGCCGAUUAUAGGCACUUAUCAAAACACGUCGACCGGUGCAGAUAUUGUGCACUAUACCCAGAAGCACAUGAGCGCGAAUAGCAUCACUUAUUCGGAGUCAAUCGGUCAGGAUCUUGUCGACAAUGGCUUUCUUCGCCUGGUCGGCAAUAUGGGCAGCACCUUUGCGAACAGCUCCAAGAUGCGUUACCAGUGGCGUCCCAAAGUGUUCCAGAUCACGGGAAUUCCCGAGAAAAAGAAGCCUCUCAUGCGCGUAACCUCGGCGGCAACGAGCGAGGACGGCAUCGAGUCUCCGCUAUCCUCUGUCUCUGAGAUGCUGGCCGGCUGGAACCCACUUAACAAUCCGUACCCGAACGAGACGCCGGCGGAGAAGUUGCGCAGGGAGGCUCGCGAAGCCGAUGAACGGUACAAGUCAGCGGUGCGCAAGCUUGACAUGAUCAGGUGCAAGCUUGAGGAAGAGGUUGUUGAAAACUUGCGCUUCAUGGAGCAGUGUGAACUUGAUCGACUCAAGGCGAUCAAAGCCGUGAUCCUGGAUUUCUCUGGUGCGAUCAGCAAUGUUAUUCCCAACCUGCAAAGCACGGUAGACCACAUGAUGCUAUACCAAGAGACCAUCCAGCCCCUAGGGGAUCUCAGAUAUCUCCUGGAAAACUACCGGACCGGAGGAUUCGUGCCCCGCGUGCAGGCUUAUGAGAAUUACUACGGCUCCGUGGAAGAUCAAAACUUUGGCGUUGACCUCGAGGCCAGAGCAAGAGCCGAUCGCAAGCGGGUUCCUAUCGUGGUGACCACACUCCUGACGUACCUUGACAACCGUUAUCCCGACCUUGAGGGCGACGAGGCACGACGUGCGAUAUGGCUUCAUGACGUACCUCUGGCGGCGACGCACCACCUCCGUAGCGCUCUGAACAACAGCACAGCGGAUUACAACGAAAUCCUAGAGAAAUACGAAAUCCCGAUCAUCGCGAGCGUCUUGAAAUUGUAUCUCCUUGAGUUGCCAGACUCGCUGGUUUCCUCUCAGGUUUACGAAAUCGUCAAGACAAUCUAUUCGACCACUGCUCAUGAGACCACCGAAGAGGGACGCAUCAAGGUCUUGCAAAGCACCCUUGGACAGCUCCGACUCAACAAUAUUGCCACACUUGACGCUAUUAUGACCCAUUUCACGCGCCUGAUUGACCUUACUUCUGCUGACGAAACUUACGUGUCUGCACUUGCUCAGGCACUGUCUCCUUGUAUCCUCCGCCCACGCACAGAGAGUAGUCUUACGAUGAAUGAGCGCCACAGUUACCGCCUCAUCCGCGAUCUCUUUGCUCAUAAAGACUCAAUCUUUGGCGAACUGAAGCGCCAAUCGAGUGUCCUGGGAAUCAGCGGAACCACCAACCGUCCUCGCGCCAUCAGCACCGAUGAGAGCAAUCGCCGGGCAGCAAUGGAGGCCCGGAACCGUGCCAUUCUCGACCGCAGCCGGGCCAAUAGUCCGGCUCCUCCCCAGAAGCACCGCCGCGAUCGUUCCAGCGGCGCUUCGGAAACCAGACGGUUCCCCAUCAACGUGACCAGCCCCACUGAAAGAAGAGCUAUCGCUCGCAGCAGCCUGGAUGUUCCCAUCAACAGCGAGUCUCCCACCGCGUCGGAACAUAUGACAAGCGUGAAUAUCAAUGGGCCUGAACACACCAUCAAUGGCGCCUUGAGCGAGUCCCCUGUCUCCGCUGCCGCCAGCGCAAGCCCCUCGUCAGGUAGCUCCAGCCCUCCCCCAGUGGCUGAAUCGGACGAGUCUGUGACCCCAACCACGACUCCUACCCAGGAAAUUGAGAAGCGCUCGUCGAUCUCCCGGUCCAGCGUCUCUUAUACUCGCAAGCCUGGCCUCGGCAACCGGUCUAGCUUCCCUACCGUCGCAAGCACGGAGAGUGGAACGGACAGCAAGCGAAGCAGCCUUGCCGAGACCGAGCCGAAAGGUGUCACAUUGGAAGACAAGCCAAUGGACGAUGACUAGAUGUAUA